This is a messenger RNA of Frankliniella occidentalis (western flower thrips), 2024 nucleotides long. RefSeq lists its product as uncharacterized. The record is from RefSeq and is a predicted model, not a curated record. Gene Ontology annotation, biological process: engulfment of apoptotic cell; apoptotic process involved in development; phosphatidylserine exposure on apoptotic cell surface. The coding region runs from base 174 to 1976 and encodes 600 amino acids. The transcript has 5 exons. Lineage: Eukaryota; Metazoa; Arthropoda; Insecta; Thysanoptera; Thripidae. Gene Ontology annotation, cellular component: plasma membrane.
AUAUGAUAAGAGUAAUUCUUCUCUGUUAUGACUCCACACCCACAGGAAUUCCUGCUAGUCUACAGGGUUGCAUAGAAGGAAUGUAUUAAACUUAAAGAACCAAAUGUGAAUUUUGUUUAAAGAGGCAGGAAUUGAAAGCUAGUUUGAAGAGUUCACAACUGACCAUAUUUACAAUGGAACCAGAGGAGGACGAAGACAAUAAUGGAAAAAAUGAUAUUGAGACUUCAGUACUGAAUAAAAAGCCAUUGAAGGUUUUUGGGCAUCCACUAACAAAUACACAACAGAUGUGGCUAGGUUUUAUGGUGCCAGCUUUCAUAUCUACCAUUAUUUUCAUGUCAAGUUUUGCAUUAGAUAUUGCAGUAGCAUAUCAACUUUUGAGAGAUGGACAUCCAUUGCUAGCUGGAGGAACUAUAAUGCUAGUGUACACCCCCUCAAUUGUCUGCUUGGUCUUAACUCUGAUGAGCAAUCCGAAACUGGAUAGAAUUUGUGAUCGGAUUAUAUGGACAGUCAUUCAGUUUCUGCAAUGUAUCCUAUUUCCUGUGGGCAUCAUACACAGAUUUGCGACACGCUUAUUUUGGUCUGUAGUAGCAUUAACAGAGGAAAAUCCUCAAAGGGAAAAAGCUUUGAGUAUUGCUGCUGCUAGUCACCACACAGAAAUAUUUUUCUUUUUGGACUCAUUUCUUAAUGCAGCUCCACAAGCUCUACUUCAAGCUUACAUUCUGCUCAGUCCGCAGAUUGUCACAACAAAUGAAACUGGUUGGACUCAAGCAAUCAGUAUUGUGACAUCUGUUAUCACAGUGUCAAAAACAGUGGCAUUAUAUCAGAGAUUUGAAAGCCAGCAAGUAGUUGGGCGUCCUGUUCCAUGGAAGACCGAAAGAACUGAAAGUCACACAAAAUCCUUAGUCCGCAUUAAAAAAAUUGAUCCAUAUCAUCUCAUGGGAAUUGAAAAAUCUAAUGAAGAAGGAAAACAAAUAUCAAUCAGGCCAAAAUUAUCACUUGUUAUAAAUCCUACACCUGAUGUGAAUUUCCAGCAAGAAACAAACCAACAAGAAGAAAUGCAUGAAAAUCUGGAAUCUGCAGACGCCACCCAAAAAAGAGUGGAAGAUAAGGGAACAAAUCCAGAGGAAAACAAGGAUCAAAGAUCUGAACAAAAAUUAGAAACUGGAGAGGAAGCAAACACAGAAUAUAGAGAUGAUGAUAAACAAAACCGAUACCAGGAAGAAACCAAACAAGAACCGAAAGAAACAGAUGAUCUUUUGCCGACUCCAGCAUUUGAUUUCCCACCACAAGCCACAACUUCACACUAUUUGGUUCCGAUUACAAUAGAACCUGCACCUCUGGAGGAACUGUGUUUUUGGCCACGUAUAAACACACCACCCUCUUCACCAACGGCAGACCCCCACAUGAGACCCAGACUUUCAAUUAAUACAAUUAGAAGUCAAAAUAGGCCAGCCUACACUUCCCAAGUAGCCCUCCCUCUACGGAAGCCAAGUACACGAAUCAAAGGACUACAUGAGGAUGAGCCAUUGGGCAUUUUCACAGUUUUCCAUGCUUGGUCAGCCUUUCUCUUGGGUCGAGUUCUUGUAAUAGCAGCCUUUACCCAUUUCUACUUUUGGCCUUCUCUUGGCUUACUGCUCGGUCACUAUACAAUCAUGACAGCAUACAUUUUUUUCUGUAACCCAUGUCCAAAUUUUUGGGCUAUUCUAUUGGGUUUCAUUUUUAUUCUAUGCCCUAUAGAAGUGAAGGUAAGAUAUACAUUUCCUCGCAUUUUUCUUGUAUUUUUCUUUGCCCUUGUUUUCUUAGAAGAUUUGGCUACAGUGAUUUUGUGGUACUGUGGAGCUGAGUGGGAAAGUACAUGGUAUGAUUUUGCUUUUGCAUUUAUCUUAGGUUGUCAUGGUACGGCAGCCUUAAAUGGCAUCCUAUAUUUUUUCAUGUUCAAGCCUAAGGCAAAAUAUCUAGAUAACAGCAAAGCAUAACUGAUCCUCAAUUUACAAUAAAAGGCUUUUGUGGUAAAUUAAUCUCAA